Leptomonas pyrrhocoris is the source of this 678-nucleotide messenger RNA. Its product is annotated as Calmodulin-like protein. NCBI's taxonomy places the organism in Eukaryota, Euglenozoa, Kinetoplastea, Trypanosomatida, Trypanosomatidae. The record is from RefSeq and is a predicted model, not a curated record. Bases 214 to 678 code for a protein of 154 amino acids. The transcript has a single exon. Gene Ontology annotation, cellular component: cytoplasm.
GCUUGCAUUCUAGCUGCGCUCUUCUCUCUCUCUACCAUCCUUCUAAAGGCUCGCUUUGAAAACGGCUCUAUAAAUUUGUCAAGUUGUGAUAGCGCUUCGAAUCGUCACAAGCAUCAUAAGAAGGCCGAACAACCGUCAUUGCAUAUCUUCAUUUCACCAUCUCCCCCUCGUUUCCGCCGCUGACACCACGUGACAAAGCGCAGCGAACGUUAAAUGUCUUCGGAGUAUAGUGAGCUGACUUUGAAGUUGCUUCGGAAGAACUUUGAUAUACUCGACAAGGACAAGAUUGGCCGGGUUAAAAAUGAAAACCUUCCGUACCUCAUGCGUGUCUGCGGGGCAGCUCCAUUGGAGGCCAACUUGGAUGGCCUGAAAGCCAUCGCAGACCCGGACGGACGCGGCAGUUUUAGCUUUGACAACUUCUGCAUUGCGCAAAAGAAGGCCUUAGCGGAGUCGGUCAACGCGCUAGACGCCAAGGCCGCCUUUCAUGGCUUUGACCCAGAUAAGCGUGGCCUCAUUACUCCCCACGCGCUUAGCUUCUUCCUCACCACCAUGGGUGACGCUUUAACAGCGGAGGAAAUGAACAGUUUUAUCGAGGCGGUGCAGUCGGAUGCCGACAUGGAAGGCAAUUUAGUCAUUGCGGACGUUGUUUACAAAAUGACCGCGGAGAUGUACCGCUGA